Molecule: messenger RNA, 1752 nt
Organism: Pieris macdunnoughi
Lineage: Eukaryota; Metazoa; Arthropoda; Insecta; Lepidoptera; Pieridae
Source: the annotation of a GenBank genome assembly
AUGUCAACAAAUGGAAACGGCGGUACUUAUGCGCCACUGAAACAACUAGUAUCGGAUUCUGAAUCCGAAGAUGAUCAGAAAUUUCAAAAUGCUCUUAAAAUUAAGGCCUCAGAGAGUAGCAAUUUGGAUUACAACAGCGGUUUACAAUCUUCUAAAAACUACAGUAUGAGUGAGCUAGACGACUAUAAUACGAAUCUCAAUACGAUGGAGAGUACAAUGGAUAAUGUAAGCUUUUUACAAUCUGAUGUCGCUAAUAAAAUGUCUUUCCCUCGUAGAUGCGCGUUUAUAGCCUCAAUACUACUUUGCCUCUUCACUGUUAUUAUUUUCUUAUGGGGCAUACCAUGUUCAGAUGUUGGUAGUUGUACAAAUAAUGAAUGGCAUGACAAAAGUACUAACUGGGAGUUACCAUAUGAUGAAAUAGAGCUCUCUGGUGCUGUGCAAGUUGUUGAUGGAGCUAUUCCUAAAACUAAGAAUCUUAUUUUCAUAUACCGUGGAAAUCAUAUGAAAGAUAACAAAAACAAUAAUGAUAAUGUUAAUGGUGUGUUACUCAUUGUUGGCAAUACUGGUAAAGUUGGAUGGUACACUCGUGAAACUAGAAUACCAAUGGAAAUAAAUUGUAACCUUUUAGAUGUUAAUAAGGAUAAGCAGAAAGACUGUAUAGUAUCAGGAACAGAAGGAUUACUUGCUGCGUUAAAUCCUUUAUCUGGUACUUAUUACUGGUACAUUCAUAAACAAGGAAAAGUAUUUAGCAAAAUUGUGUCCAUUGACUUCCCUAUUAUUAUAAAGGAUAUGGAUGAGGAUAAAGUAACUGAUUUGGCAACAGUAGCAACUGUUUACCCAAGUUUAAACCACAAUUCCCUUCUCAUCAUAUCUGGUGCAACAGGUAAUAUCAUUGGUGAUCCAAUGACUAUUGAUAAUUGCUUAUCAGUAAAACUACUCUCUGAAACUGGAAAUAUCACUUACAUUUGUAAAAAUGGAUCUUCUGAGGCAGUACGUCAAAUCAUCUACCCAGAAUUAUAUAAAAAACUCUUAAAACUAGACCACUUUACCAAUGAUACAUCAUCGGGAUCAUUUUCAUCAAAAAAGAUAAAUUUAAGUUUGAAGAAAAGUAUUGGCAACACAAAACAAAUAUUCACAAAUGGACCUGGUAAACUAAAAGUGGAAAAUUAUGGUGACUGUCCAACAACAUGUAAAGUAAAUUUGAAAUUAUUAUUAGAAAGAAAUGGAACAACAAAUUGGAAUAGUGCACACCUUGCUAAGGGUGCACUCAAAUUCGAUGAGAUAAGGUAUAAUGUGCUGAAUUCAAGCCCCAAAAAUCCUUAUGACAUAUUUUAUCACCGGCCAACUGUUAACAUUGAAUCUAUAUCAUCAUUCAUAAAAUAUGACAACUUUGUGGCCCAUGACAUAUCAGAACGAAUAGUAUUGGUUGCAUUUGAUAAACUGCAAACUUAUAUACAUGUUAACGUCAGCCAAACAGAUAUUCUACAAAUAUGUGUAAGAGGCCAAAUGAAUUCCAAUGUACCUUUACCUACUUGCCAACCUGAUUUAGAAUAUCAAGAACGAUCCCUAACCAUAGCAGAUCUAGAUGGUGACCAAUCUCAUGAGUUGAUCUCAUACUAUAGUACCUUUGUGGCUCCUGAAGCCUAUGAUACAAAAAAUGAAAGGGCCUAUAAUAGUUGGCAUUUGACAUCAACUGUGAGAGUUAUCCAACUUGAAACUGAAUUGCCGAAACUCUUUGUUGCUGAAAACUAA